Messenger RNA from Pectinophora gossypiella (pink bollworm), 1218 nucleotides. RefSeq names its product 15-hydroxyprostaglandin dehydrogenase [NAD(+)]-like (gene Adh). Gene Ontology annotation, cellular component: cytoplasm. Gene Ontology annotation, molecular function: oxidoreductase activity, acting on the CH-OH group of donors, NAD or NADP as acceptor. The record is from RefSeq and is a predicted model, not a curated record. The transcript has 5 exons. The coding region runs from base 256 to 1074 and encodes 272 amino acids. Lineage: Eukaryota; Metazoa; Arthropoda; Insecta; Lepidoptera; Gelechiidae.
CUGUAAUAAAAGUAAUCACUUUUGUCGUUGAUAAACUAUAAUUAUUCAAUCUCGCUGCGCAAGCGACGCGAAUAGUAUACAAUAGAUUGAUACAUUAAGUCAUUCUAGGCUAGGUAAACAAAAAGUGUUAUCAAUUCCUUCACGCUAAUAUUGUCGUAUUGAUGUUCACAUUAAUACUAUCAGCAUUAACCUAAAGGUCUAUUGCUCGCCAGAGAUUGAAGACGUGUUCUACUGGUGGAUUAUAUAAAGUCAAUAAUGUUGUGGUCACCUAAUAUAGAAGACAAAGUGUUCAUAGUGACGGGUGGGGCCGCUGGAGUGGGUGGCGCACUGGUAAACAGGCUUCUGUCCGAAAAUGCACGGAGUGUGGUGUUUCUCGAUGUUAACGAACACGAAGGCGCCGCCCUGGAGAUAGCUUUGCACUCCAAGUUUGGUCCUCUAAAAGCCAAGUUCAUAAAAUGUGACGUCAGCGACGAGUCACAACUUGCAGCAGCGUUCCGCCAAGUUCUGGACAAGUACAACAAACUGGAUUGCGUUAUCAACAACGCAGCUGUGCUUGCCAACGAUGAUCAGUUCCGGCGGAUGAUCGACAUUAAUUUUACAGCAACAGUUAGCAGCACAUUGAAAGCGGUGGACAUAAUGAGCGCGAAGGGGGGAGGCACGGUGCUCAAUGUGUCAUCUCUCCUGGCACUCACUCCACACAGCCACCUGCCUGUCUAUGGAGCUACCAAGACUGCUGUGCUGCAGUUUAGUAAUUCUGUUGGAGCCGAAGAGUAUUACGUAAGGACAAAAGUUCGCGUUAUGACUGUGUGUCUCGGGCCGACAGACACGGCAAUUCUACAGAGGCAAUACUUGGACAACUUUGACAAAGAUUGCACUGGAUGUCUCGCCUCGCGGGCCCCGGAGCGGCAAAGGGUGGAAUCUGCUGCUAACGGCAUUGUGGAGGUGAUCAAGCGAGGACUCACUGGCUCUACAUGGAUAGUUGCCAACGAUAAGCCUGCUGUGGACGUCACUGAAGAAGUGAGAUAUGGGACUGACGUGCUACCCCAAGUUACGACUGACGAAUUAAUAUCAUAAUUUAGAAUUUUAAAAUAGUAACAAUGUUUGUUACUUCUACUUGUCUAUCAACCAGAUCGAUAGCUUCAGACGUUACUAAACCACCUCGUUCUCCCGAUUUCACUUACUCAUAUUUUCGUGUGUAAUUAAAGUGUUAUACGACAA